This is a messenger RNA of Chelmon rostratus (copperband butterflyfish), 3657 nucleotides long. It is a transcript of the gene hid1b, whose product is annotated as HID1 domain containing b. The record is from RefSeq and is a predicted model, not a curated record. Gene Ontology annotation, cellular component: Golgi medial cisterna; membrane; Golgi trans cisterna. The transcript is spliced from 19 exons. The coding region runs from base 57 to 2477 and encodes 806 amino acids. NCBI's taxonomy places the organism in Eukaryota, Metazoa, Chordata, Actinopteri, Chaetodontiformes, Chaetodontidae.
CGGCCACUCAGCCUUAACACGGAUCCGGGCAGACAGCAGGCGGCCUGUGACACAAAAUGGGAAACGCCGACACCAAACUUCACUUCAGGAAAGCGGUGAUUCAGCUCACAACCAAAACACAGCCUGUGGAGGCCACCGACGAUGUCUUCUGGGAUCAGUUCUGGGUCGACUCCUCUGUCACCGUCCAGGACGUUUUCGCUCUGGUUCCGGCGGCAGAGAUCCGAGCUGUCAGAGAGGAGUCUCCGUCAAACCUGGCAACCCUCUGCUACAAGGCAGUGGAGAGGCUGGUCCAGGCUGCAGACACCGGCUGCCCCUCAGAGAAGGAGCAGCAGAUAGUCCUGAACUGCACCCGCCUGCUCACCCGCAUCCUGCCCUACAUCUUCGAGGACGCCGACUGGAGAGGCUUCUUCUGGUCCACGGUGCCCGGAGCCGGCAGAGCGGGGCGUUUGGACGAGGAUGACAACGAUGACGAAGCACGGCCGCUGGCUGAAUCGCUGCUGCUGGCCAUCGCCGACCUGCUCUUCUGUCCAGAUUUCACUGCUCAGAGCCACAAGAAGAGCAGCCCGGACACAGCCGAGGACAUUCGAUCCAUAGACAGCUGUGAGUACAUCUGGGAGGCCGGGGUGGGCUUCGCUCAGUCGCCUCCUCUAAACUACAUCCAUGACCUCAACAGGACGGAGCUGCUGAAGCUGCUCCUCACCUGUUUCUCUGAAGCCAUGUACCUUCCUCCUUCCUCUGAAAGAAAAAACACCAAUCCCUGGGUCUCCUUCUUCUGCUCCACAGAGAACAGACACGCCCUGCCUCUGUUCACCUCCCUGCUCAACGUGGUGUGUGCCUACGACCCCGUCGGGUACGGCAUCCCGUACAACCACCUGCUGUUCUCCGACUACCGGGAGCAGCUGGUGGAGCAGGCGGUCCAGAUCCUUAUCGUCACCCUGGAGCACGAGGCCGGGUCGGCCGCCAGCGCCGCCCUCCAGGCCCUGGACGGCUCCGCCUCCGCCUCAGCUGUGGAGGAGCAGGAGACGUCCGGACCCGAUAACCUCUUCGUGAACUAUCUGUCCAGGAUUCACAGAGAAGAGGACUUAAGCUUCAUCCUGAAAGGUCUGGCACGGCUGCUGAACAAUCCUCUGGUUCAGACUUACCUGCCGCGCUCCACCAAGAAGAUCCAGUUCCACCAGGAGCUGCUGAUCCUCUUCUGGAAAUUCUGUGACUUCAACAAGAAAUUCCUGUUCUUUGUGCUGAAGAGCAGCGAUGUGCUGGACAUGCUGGUUCCCAUCCUCUUCACCCUGAACGAUGCCAGAGCGGAUCAGUCUCGUGUUGGCCUCGUGCACAUCGGCGUGUUUAUCCUCCUGCUGUUGAGCGGCGAGAGAAACUUCGGCGUCCGUCUGAACAAGCCGUACACUCUCCGUGUCCCGAUGGACAUUCCUGUUUUCACAGGAACCCACGCCGACCUGCUCAUUGUGAUCUUCCACAAAAUCAUCACCAGUGGUCACCAGCGCCUCCAUCCGCUGUUUGACUGCCUGCUCACAAUCAUAGUGAACAUUUCCCCGUAUCUGAAGAGCCUGUCCAUGGUGGCAGCCAACAAGCUGCUCCACCUCCUGGAGGCCUUCUCCACACCCUGGUUCCUCUUCUCCCUCCCCCAGAACCACCACCUGGUCUUCUUCCUGCUGGAGGUCUUCAACAACAUCAUCCAGUACCAGUUUGAUGGUAACUGCAACCUGGUGUACGCCAUCAUCCGAAAGCGGAACAUCUUCCACCAGCUGGCCAACCUGCCGUCCGACACGGCGUCCAUUCAGAAGGCCCUGCAGAAGAAGAAGAAGUCUGGGAUUUCCAGGACCAACUCUACAGAUGCAGAGUCCAUGGAGGGCUCCAGACCUGCUGUACCUGCUGAGCCCGGCACACUGAAAGCCAGCUUAGAGGCCACUCCAGGUAUUGAUAAGAUAACAGAGAAGUCUCAGGUGGGCGAGGAUGGCACCAUGAUCGCGGUGCCACAUUCAGACCCUCCACAGUCCACUGCUGCCAGCGGUCCUGCAGCCGGAGCCAGCGACACAGAGUCCAACUCAGAGAGAGACCACGAGGUCGAUGGCACAGAGUCAGAAGCAGCGAGGAGUCGCUUGUCCAGCGUGUCGUCAUCCGCGGCCUGGAGUGCUAAUCCGGACUGGGUGUUGUCAUGGAAGACGAAACUUCCUCUGCAGACCAUCAUGCGGCUGUUACAAGUACUGGUCCCUCAGGUGGAGAAGAUCUGCAUCGACAAGGGUUUGACAGACGAGUCAGAAAUCCUGAAGUUCCUUCAGCACGGCACACUCGUCGGCCUCCUGCCCGUCCCUCAUCCCAUCCUCAUCAGGAAGUACCAGGCGAACGCCGGCACGGCCAUGUGGUUCCGCACCUACAUGUGGGGAGUCAUCUACUUACGCAACGUGGAUCCUCCAGUCUGGUACGACACAGACAUCAGGCUCUUUGAGAUCCAGAGGAUUUAGUGCCGCUGCUGCUCUGCAGACACUCACCUUCCUCACACCGGAGCUGUGAUCAGAGGAAGACUUCUGGAAACAAGCAGCGAAACUCUUCGCUGUUCCUGAAAACCUUCAGGCUGCACACAAAAAUGAAGAAGAAGAAGACGAAGAAAUGUGUCAAGGGACUGUGUAUCACAUGCAGCCUGCAGGAAUGCCAAAUGGUCAUUAAACCUGACAAUAGAUGAGACAUUUACUGAAUAUUAGUUUAUGCACUUUGCCAAAAAUAUAACAAGUAGUUUAAGUGACAAAGGGAAGUUUCUGCGUGUGGCUUCGUGACGUCUUGUAGAACAGACCCAGUGCUGUGUGUCAGUCUUUUUAACUCCUCGACAUGUGUGAACCUCCAGACACGACAGGCCGUCGGCUCACUGCAGGAUUCUGCUGUACUGACGGGACCUGAACGAGGUCUGACAGGAGACUGAAAACUGUACUGCAGAUCAGCUGCCUCAAUUAAAAUCUGAUCAGAUCGGCCUGAGCUCAGAGGACGUUAUUUCCUGCAAAGCAUUUUCCUCAAACACACUAUAUGGCCAAAAGUAUGCGGACAGGCUUUUCACCAGCUGGUGAAUUCCUGCCUCUUGUCAUAUUAAUACAGCUCAUCCGUCAGCUCUCAUGUCAUUUAACAAAAGCUUUAACAGUUUACGGUUUUAUUUUACGUGACAUUUAAUUUUUAUUGAUUUAAAGAGACACCCUGAAGGUCAUGUGAUGCACCAGAGUCAGUUCCAAAUGCAGAGAGAACUAGUCAGUGAGUAUUGUGUCACACAGGGCAGCAGGUUGGGCUCAUCAAGACAUUUUUAAGCAUUUUUAUUGCAGCAUAAUUCCAGCUUUAGUUAUUGGUUGAAGUGCUGCUGCCGGCUGAACGUACUGAAGCUUCUCGUCUGCUUGUAGUUUUCCAGCCCGUCGAGUUCUUCCACACCAAACGGAGAAAAGGCUUCUUAAUGGAGCUGCUUUGUGCACGGGGGCGUUGUCAUGUUGAAACAGGACAGAGACAAACACAAACUGUUGCCACAGAGUUAGAAGAACACCAUUGUCAAAUAUGACUGAAUGAAAUAGCAUUAAGAUUACAGACAUGUCCAUAUAUUAUAUAAACCAAAUAAUUUAUAAAGCGUAUCAUGAUGUUUUAUCUGCAACCCUGACCCCAAAACAGCUGAUG